This is a messenger RNA of Piliocolobus tephrosceles (Ugandan red Colobus), 1557 nucleotides long. It is a transcript of the gene CDC20B, whose product is annotated as cell division cycle 20B. The record is from RefSeq and is a predicted model, not a curated record. Gene Ontology annotation, molecular function: protein binding; ubiquitin ligase activator activity; anaphase-promoting complex binding. Gene Ontology annotation, cellular component: anaphase-promoting complex. Gene Ontology annotation, biological process: positive regulation of anaphase-promoting complex-dependent catabolic process; positive regulation of ubiquitin protein ligase activity; anaphase-promoting complex-dependent catabolic process. NCBI's taxonomy places the organism in Eukaryota, Metazoa, Chordata, Mammalia, Primates, Cercopithecidae.
AUGGAGUGGAAACUGGAGCGCACCGCGCCUCGGAGGGUCCGCACCCAAGAGGAGAUGCUGUGGGAAAGUAUCAUGCGUGUGCUCUCCAAAGAACUGAAGCAGAAGAAAAGUCAAGGCUCCGCCAAGGUAUUUGAUUCAGUUAAUGCUACGUAUUCUGACUUUAAGAGUAACUUUGCGAAGAGGUUGUCCGCGGAGAUUCCUGUUGCGAGUAGCCCCAUUACCACAAGGUGGAGGCAAAGUCAAACUAGGGCUUUGUCCUCUGAUUCCUUUGGGGAAGAGCAGUCAACCACCUACCUCCCAGAAGCUUCCGGAUCAGUGCUGAAGACAACGCCUGAGAAAGAAACCUUGACUCUAGGAUCCUGCAAAGAACCACCGAAAACCCCCAGCAAAGGAAUUUCUGAAACAAGUAACUCUGCUCUCCAUUUUUGCAAGGCACCUCAUGCAAUGGACAGAGACUGGAAAGAAAAUGUUGCCUCAAAAGGGCAGAAAUGCCUAAAACAACUCUUUGUAACCCAGAAGGUGGUUCAGCAGGCUAAUGGAAAAAUGCAGCUCUGUGAGCAAUCCCAGUGUGUUUGGAAAGGCUGCAAAGAUGGAGUCAAAGAUAAAUCCUUCCAUCUUAAAAGGUCCAGUGAUAUGAACAAUUCCAUACUCCAACCAGAGGUGAAGAUUCAUCUUACUGGUCUUCGAAAUGACUACUAUCUGAAUAUCCUAGACUGGAGUUUUCAGAAUCUUGUUGCCAUAGCCCUGGGCUCUGCUGUAUACAUCUGGAAUGGGGAGAACCGCAAUGGGAUUGAAACCAUAGACUUAAGUCUCACUUGUAACUAUAUCUCUUCUGUGUCCUGGAUGAAAGAGGGAACUUGCCUGGCAGUUGGCACCAGCGAGGGAGAAGUGCAAUUAUGGGAUGUGGUAACUAAAAAGCGACUGAGAAAUAUGCUUGGUCAUUUGUCAGUAGUUGGGGCUCUGAGCUGGAAUCACUUUAUCCUCAGCAGUGGGUCAAGACUGGGGCGUGUUUAUCAUCAUGAUGUUCGGGUAGCCCAGCAUCAUGUUGGAACACUUCGCCACAAGCAAGCUGUGUGUGCUCUGAAGUGGUCACCGGAUGGCAGGCUGCUUUCCAGCGGCUGCAGUGAUGGACUGCUGACAAUAUGGCCCCACGACCCAGGUGCCAGUGCACAGGGCCAACCGCUGAAAGUCAUACCCCAGUCUACAGCAGUCAAGGCCAUGGAUUGGUCCUGGCAGUCUGGGGUCCUUGCCAUUGGAGGAGGAAUGAAGGAUGGAUGCUUACACAUCUUGGAUAUAAAUGCUGGGAAGAGCAUACAGACCCCAAGCACAAACUCACAGAUUUGUUCCUUAAUCUGGCUGCCUAAGACAAAGGAGAUUGCAACUGGCCUAGGUACUCCCAAGAAUGAUGUGACUGUGUGGACCUGUCCCACUGUGUCCAGGUCUGGUGGGUUUUUUGGCCACAGGGGCAGAGUGCUGCACCUGGCUUUGAGUCCAGACCAGACCCGGGUGUUUUCUGCUGCAGCUGACGGGACGGCCUCUGUAUGGAAUUGCUACUAG